UGCACGUUCCACGCACGCACGCUCUGUUUCAUCCCAAAUAAAACCUAAUUUCUACAAUUUACCCCCAAAAUCAAAAUCUCCAUUCAUCUCUCUCAAACUCAAAAUGAAAAUGAAAAUGAAAUUGAAAUAACACACUAUAAAACACUUACCCGCCAAAAACUAAAUCAAUAUCUCUCUCUCACAACAUAUAUUUAAUUAAAUUACCGCUUCUAUUUUUCUUUUUCUUUUUAUUAAAUUUUAAAAUCUCUUCUCUCUCUUUUUCCUCUUCCCUCGCUUUCUCUAUCUCCUUCUAUUUCUCUAGGGUUUCUCUCCGAUGGACGAGUUACCAGAACCGACGACGGAUCCUCCACCGGAGGAGCUUCAGAACGGAGGAGGAGACGAACGGUGCACCAAGAAGGCCAAGGUUGAGCAAAUUGAUGAUGAUUCGGAGGGGGAUUUGAAGCGAGUGGCGGAGAUUGUUUUGGUUUUAUCGACGAUGGCGGCGGUGCGAGGUGGAAAGAAGCCAACUGAUGUGGAGGUUGAGCUAAUGAAGGAGGCUCGGACUAAGCUUGCUGUCUUAUGUCAGGGGAUUGCUCCUAAGGAUAUUGUUUCCGGUGAAGCUAUUGACACCGUUAUUGAAGAUCUAGGUUUGAAUGCUAAGGUUGGGGACCAGAGGUUAGGGUUUCGAAAUCCUAAGACGUCCAUCGCUGAGAGGUAUUCGUAUGCUAAAUCCAAGAUGGAGGAAUCAAAGAAGUUCUCUGCACCUUCUACAACAUAUACAUCUCAGCCCUUGCAAACAAAUGCUAGUGGAAUGGUUGACAAUCGUGUGCCAACAAAUGCUGUUCGAAUGUUUGCACCUGACAAACCAAACCAUACGGCAAUAGCUUCUGCAGUUUCCAUGGUGUCUAUUCCUCCCCAUAUUUCUGCAGGAUCUUCUGCAGCAAUGCAAUAUCCAACAGCCAGCAAUGAAGUGAGACCGCCCAUGGUUUCUGGUGUAAUGCCUAGCAGUCACGUGGGGAGAAAUGCAUCUUCUGUAGCACUGCCUAGAGUUGAAAACCCACAGUUCAAAGUUACUGGAGGAUUGAGUGGAGCUCCUUAUGUUCUUCAAGUCCAAGCCAAUUCAUCUGCUAACCAACCAUUGGUGAAUGUUCCUACGUGGUCAAUUCAGACUCAACCUGCAUCAUUAGCUAGAAGCAUAUCAGAAAACAAGGUGCCGGCUCAUAACACUGUCAAGGUUGAAGGAACUGCUGAUGUAACCACAUCAAGGGCAGGUCCACAAGUAACAACUGAUAAGAGCAUUAGACCAUUUAUUACUCAAACAGCACCUGGAAAUAUGUCUAGUACGCACCAUCCAUUGCAGGCUGUGAACAUGUCUCAACCUCCUAUGAUUCCCAGUCACACUGAAAUUGCAAAAAUUGUCCAGAAACUGUUUCUACCAAAGUUUCCUGACCAGCCCACAUGGACUCCUCCAUCAAGAGAUUAUAUGAAUAAGGCUUUCACUUGUCAGACAUGUGAGCUCACUGUCAGUGAUGUUGAUUCCGUUCUUCUCUGUGAUGCUUGUGAAAAGGGAUUUCACUUGAAGUGCCUGCAGCCAUCAGUCAUUAGAGGAAUUCAUAAUAGGGUUGAUUGGCACUGCAUGAGGUGCUUGAAUUUAAGCGGUGGAAAGCCCUUGCCUCCAAAAUAUGGUCGUGUGAUGAGAUCCUCAAACACAUCACCAAAUUUUCCCUCUAAUGUAGCUGGUAUUCAACCUUCUUCUGAGAAGAAAGCAGAGAGCUCAGAUCCAAAGGUCAGCCCACAUAUGUUUACUACAAUUGGAAACUCUGUUCCAACAGUUUCCAGUGCCAAUCACAAUGAUGAGCCGUCAUUUGACUCAAAUACCCCAGAAAUGAGAGAUAUACAAGGUUCAAACAUUUCACCCAGCAUCGAAACCAUUGAUGAGAAGCCUGAUCCAAACAUCAGUAUGAAAUCUGCAACUUGUAGUGCUUCCACCUGUUUGCCAGGUGAAAAUCAGGCUGAACAAAUAGAUUCAAAGGCUUUGACCUGUAAAGAUACUUCAGAAUCCGAAACUCCUAAAAUUUGCGAGCCGAUUAAAUGUGAAAAUUUGCAAUCAUCACUAAAUUCUCAAGUUGGGAUGACAGCGGCACAGGACACUGCUGAAAUAUCAACAGAUAGACACGUUAUGAUUAGUAAACAAAAGGAGUCUCAUGGAGGAGAAAACAUAACUUAUGAUAUCAAGCGCAAUGACCCAGAUGUUGCACAACCAAAUUCUGUCGGAGGUUCUGGAACUAAUACUGAAGGUAUUCAGCACUCUGCUUUAUCUUCAGAUAGCUCACAUGUUGUAGAAUGGAUUGGUGAUGUUGUACAACUUGUAGAUGAGAAAAAGUAUUAUCAAUCUUGCUGCAUUGAUGGAGUAACAUAUAGGCUGCAGGGUCAUGCUUUUUUCACGUCCAACCAUGGGAAAUUAACGCCUUCUAAACUCCAGUCUAUGUGGGAAGAUUCUAAAACUGGGAUAAAGUGGGUUAAGGUGACGAAGUGCUACUUUCCUGAUGAUUUGCCUGGGAAUAUCGGGCAUCCUUGUAUAUCUGAAGUCAAUGAGGUUUAUGAAUCUAAUAGUGAUAGAAUCGAAAUGGCUAGCUCUAUCCGAGGCCCUUGUGUAGUCCUUCCAUACGAUAAAUUUAAACAGGAAAAUGACAGAAGAUGUCAAUUUGGAAUUGAUGCAAGUGCUAGUGUACAGCCCAUUUUCCUUUGCAGGUGGUUUUAUGAUGAAAUCAAAAAGUCAUUUCAACCUGUUAUCAGUUGAAUAUACAAUGUUUUUGUGGUUCCUCGACAUUGCAGUUUUGUGGUAUUUGGGUGGUUUCAAACGGGAUAUUUUCUUGCAUGGUAAUUUAGCAUACAUUAAGAUUCAUGCGAGACCUAUUUCAAGGCUCAUAGCAGCAGUAUUGCCUCGUUCAAAAAUAUAGCUGGGGAGCAUGGAUUGCAUUUGAUGUUAAAUAUUCAGCUUAAGCUGUGACUGCUUAGUUUAGUUUUAAGUUAUAUUAGCGCUGUUCUUUAUAGAUAUUCAUUCUGUAUAAUUCUUUUAUCUGUACGUAGACUCUUUAGGCCCGCUAAUCACAUGUUUAUCUUUGAAAUUAGAUUAUCAUUAUAGUUUUUUUUUUUCACGUGAUUAGUCCUUAGUUUUCUGGAAUUGUAUAAUAUUUAGUUUGUACAAAAGCCACUUCUAAAGAAGCAUAUCCAUGGGAUUUUCGUUGAUCAUUGAACACC
Messenger RNA from Cicer arietinum (chickpea), 3240 nucleotides. RefSeq lists its product as uncharacterized. The record is from RefSeq and is a predicted model, not a curated record. NCBI's taxonomy places the organism in Eukaryota, Viridiplantae, Streptophyta, Magnoliopsida, Fabales, Fabaceae. Gene Ontology annotation, molecular function: chromatin binding.